UAAUGUAAUAGAAAAGUUGUUUUCUGAUAAUUUCGGUGUAAAUCUAUCCCAAAAUUACGUCUGGAGCCUGUGGGUCUCGAGUUAGUCACCCUUGAAUUUAGUGAAAAACAUGCAAAGACCACAGGGCAAAGACUGCAUGGCAAUUUUCCCCCGUACGUUUUAUUUUAAUGGUUGAGAAAAACAUUUCCCCUAAACAAUUACUCCGGUAAUGAGUCAGAACGAACGCCAAAUUGCGAGCUGCUAAAAGUCAGUGGCGACAGAUUAAAAAGAUUAUUCAUGCAAAGCAUUCAUGGGCAGGUCAGUGGUCAUCGUUCCCUUUUUCACCCCAUUGUAAAAACCAUUGUUAAAUCCCCUCUAAAUUCCUUCUACUCAUACGACCAAUGGGGUUCUAAUAUUUCGUUUCUGGGGGUGAUUUAUUCGCUAUAAAAAUCCGGCAGAGCCGCCUACAGGAGAACACUCGAGAAGUUCGUUUAAAUCCCAACGGUCAUUUUCGGUUACUGUGGUGUUUUGUUGACAGUUUAAAUGGAUCGCGGAUGCUAUUUCCCUGUGAUAUAAAAGCAAACUUUAUAAAGGCAAUAAUUGGAGAGUUCUCAAUUUCACAAGCUAAAUAAUCGACCCUUCAUCAGGAAAUCUUAAAAUAUUUUAUUAAUUCUACCUAAUCACGACGAAUACCUGCAUUAGAAGAUCGGCAAAAACGUCUGCAUAAAGUGAACACCAAUUUGCAAACGAUUCAUGGAGUUGAGAAUGUUGAAUUAAAAUCAACGUAUACCACUGCCUGUAACAUUUCUACUGUUAUCUCUAACUAAAUAGCUAAAGGAAACAAGGUGGUGCUUUUGUAGGACUAUCACAUAUUUUAUUAACAAAUCACUCACCGUACCAUGUCCCACUUGAAAUAUAUGAAAGAGUUGAACAGUUUGACCCGCAUGGAUGAAGCAAUAAAAGGUCCUGUUCCGAGGUGGCAGAAAAAACGUCUUGAAGCUUCAAACGCAAGCAUAAACAUGAGUCUCAAUUCUUCACGGAAAGUUAUGAGUGGAUCAUUCAUCAAUACCACAGGCACCAGUAAAACUCCUACUAAAUGGGUUGAUUCACGUGGCAAGAAAACACCAGCAAAAACAUGCAAAAAAUCUCCGAGUCGCUCAUCAACAACUCCUGCAAAGACACCUAAUGGAGGUGAUAGAUUCAUUCCUUCGCGGUCGACAACCAACUUUGAUCUGGGCCAUUAUAAGCUUCAGCAACAAAAUGCUGACGAUGCGGACAAAGUGGAGGCACUCAGCCCUUCAAAAAGGGAAAUGCAGCGCCUAAUAGGAGAGAAUUUACAUGGAGGUGAUAUAAAUAACAUGAGGGUUCUUUCCUACCAAAACAAAGCUCCUGCGCCACCGGAAGGUUACCAAAAUCCACUCAGAGUAGUCUAUAGUCAGACAAAGACACCUGCCAGUGUCAAAGCUUCGACAAGAUACAUUCCUCAAGCCCCAGACAGAAUUUUGGAUGCACCUGAAAUCGUCGACGACUUUUAUCUCAAUCCUAUUGACUGGUCUUCCUCAAACCUGUUGGCUGUAGCGUUAGGACCAAAUGUAUAUCUAUGGAAUGCAGGCACAGGGACUAUAGAACGUCUUCUAGAAUUAGAAGGAUCGGAUUACGUUUGCUCAGUAGGAUGGAUACAAGAAGGACCAUUCCUUGCUGUAGGAACAACUACUGGAAAUACGGAACUUUGGGAUUGCAGUCAAAUGAAGAGGGUCCGAGUGAUGAAUGGACACGCAUCUCGAGUUGGUUCCCUAGCCUGGAAUUCUCACAUAUUAUCCAGCGGAAGCAGGACUGGACAAAUCGUCCACCACGAUGUCAGACAGCGAGAUCACAUGAUUGCUACCAUAAAUGCACACAAUCAAGAAGUCUGCGGUUUGAAAUGGUCUCCGGAUGGGAAGUACUUAGCUAGCGGAGCUAAUGAUAAUAUGCUGAUGAUUUGGUCCGCUGUUACCGGCCAAAGUCAUUCUCAUACCCAGCCAAUUUAUUCCCUGAAUCAGCACCAAGCUGCGAUCAAGGCGCUAGCUUGGUGUCCUUGGCAACACAAUAUUUUGGCCAGUGGCGGUGGGACUGCGGACCGAACAAUACGUUUCUGGAAUUGUAAUACAGGAGCUUGUCUGAAUACAAUUGAUACAAAAUCUCAAGUCUGCUCGUUGUUGUGGUCGACGACGUACAAGGAAAUAGUAUCUGGACAUGGCUAUGCGCAAAAUCAAUUGACAAUAUGGAAAUACCCAGGUAUGACUAAAGUGGCAGAAUUGACAGGCCACUCUAGCAGAGUGUUGCAUUUGGCAAUGUCACCCGAUGGUACGACAGUCCUCAGCGCAGGAGCCGACGAAACUUUGAGACUAUGGAAAUGUUUCCAGCCUGAUCCCCACAAGAAAAAAGAGGUAACUGAAGUCAAAUCUGUAGCAUCUAGACUUAAACAAUCUAUCCGAUAAAAUCUGGUUGCCCCGGAUUAUAUCGUAUUUAGAAUGAAUUGACUUUUUUAAUUUAUUUUAUUUUUUUUAAUUCGUGCGAUCGUACAUGUUUAUGUAUAAAUAAGUGCCUACUGUACUUUAGCUUGUAGCGGCGGAGAUUAAUUUUAGAGAAUAAAGACUUCUACAAUUUUUAUUCAAUGUCGGCGAGUCAUAAUGACAACAGUAAUGUUCAAGAUCGCAGUAUUCUCAAUCGGUUGUUUCUAUUUCACUUUAUUAUACGUAUGAAUUUCAAUCGACUAUGUGCUCUAUGCCGUAACUCAUAAGUGUUUCUGUACAUUGACUUGGCGCUUUAACAUGGCUAUUACGAUAUAGGUAGUCCUUUUAAUGUUGUUUAACGUACCUUCAACCGAAGGAUUUAAGUACAAAAUAAGUAUUUUUUUAUGCUGUUAUCUACGUUUUGACUAUAAAAUAAUUACUAUCCUUCAUUUGUUACCGUGUUCACAUCAUAGUUACUACUUAAUUAUGAAAAAUAACACGAGCUUGUCAGUAGUCUUUGGAUCAAGCUCGAGAUUUUUCAUCAAUCCUAGUGUUUUGACGAUGACAGUACGAUUCGUACACCUAAAAAUUAAACGAAAAAAUGUUGCCACAAUCGUUUAUGCCAGUAAUUAUAGCUUUUUAUUAUCGUUGAUCUAAAUUUAUUAACAUCACUGACGACGACUGGUCCAUCCGGCUAUAAGUAGCGGAUAUAUUUCCAAAUUGUGUUUUAGUUCACUGGAAUUAUCAAUGGGUAUUGAAAAUCAUGUUCGUAGGGGUAAAUAGGAUAAGUGAGAACUAUUAAUAAAAUUCAAUUGAAUUCCUGAUACGAAAAUUAAGUUUUUAAUUUCACCUGUCAAGUUGUACACGUAUUGUUGCAUGCUCAGAUAUGUCUGCAUAGGUAAUCGGAGAAA
Messenger RNA from Athalia rosae (coleseed sawfly), 3382 nucleotides. It is a transcript of the gene fzy, whose product is annotated as cell division cycle protein 20 homolog. Gene Ontology annotation, molecular function: ubiquitin ligase activator activity; protein binding; anaphase-promoting complex binding. Gene Ontology annotation, biological process: positive regulation of ubiquitin protein ligase activity; positive regulation of anaphase-promoting complex-dependent catabolic process; anaphase-promoting complex-dependent catabolic process. Gene Ontology annotation, cellular component: anaphase-promoting complex. The transcript has 7 exons. Bases 879 to 2456 code for a protein of 525 amino acids. NCBI's taxonomy places the organism in Eukaryota, Metazoa, Arthropoda, Insecta, Hymenoptera, Athaliidae. The record is from RefSeq and is a predicted model, not a curated record.